Messenger RNA from Amphibalanus amphitrite, 1509 nucleotides. RefSeq names its product larval cuticle protein 16/17-like. Gene Ontology annotation, cellular component: chitin-based extracellular matrix. The record is from RefSeq and is a predicted model, not a curated record. Gene Ontology annotation, molecular function: structural constituent of chitin-based larval cuticle. The transcript has 3 exons. The coding region runs from base 1052 to 1378 and encodes 108 amino acids. NCBI's taxonomy places the organism in Eukaryota, Metazoa, Arthropoda, Thecostraca, Balanomorpha, Balanidae.
AGAUCCCAGACUACAUUAGGCGAGGACAGCUCCCUCGACUAGCAUUUCAUUAUAUUCAGAGCAGGCUGGGGAUGGGUUGGCUAGGCAGCUCGACUUGUUAUGCAGGCCGUAUACCUAACAUCUGUGAGAUGGUAGGUGGUUAGGGCAUACCAUGCAAGUUUGCAACCACGUUGUUUCUUUCCAUAAAUAUUUCAACUCGUAACUUGUGUGAGACGUGAUCGUUAAAUGUAAAGUAAGAAGAGCCUGUCCGGUCGCUCCGCGCCAGUCUGUCCUGUAUGGUCCGGGACGUCUGUAUGCCGUGACGCCCACCGCAGCAUCGUGUCGCUGUCUCGAACCGAGACAUCCGUCGUUUGUCUGGUCGGGGAGCCCGUCGUUGUCUGGUCGGGGAGCCCGCCGCCAUUUGUCUGGUCAGGGGAGCCUGCCGUCUGUCCGAUGUGAUGUGCUGUGAUGAUAUAGGAUUUUAGGGCAUCCAGGCUUCGGAAUUCAGAUGUCACCGGCGUCCAUGCCGUCUGUCUGAUCAAGGGCGCCCGCCCGUCUGUGUCGAGGCGCCCAUCGUCCUGUUUGUCGCGAGCCCGACUGUCCGGUUGUUUGCCGGGCCCACCUGUCCCUGCGCCCACAUUCCGUCUAUGUCAGCCCACCUCGUCGUCUGUCGGUGUCGGGGCACCCGCCGUCUGUCUGGUAAGUCUGUCCGGUCUGUCUGUCUGUAUCCUGUGCGCCGUAUACCUACCUACCUGUCCGGUCUCUCGGCGCCCGCCGCGCCGUCUGUUUCUGUCGGGGCACCUCGCCGUGUCGGGGCGCCCACUGUCUGUCUGGUUUGUCUGUCAGUCUGUCUGUCUCUGUCCUGUCUCUCGGCGCCCGCCGUCUGUCUGUCUGUCUGUGUCCUGUCUCUCGGCGCCCGCCGUCUGUCUCUGUCGGCCCACCUCGCCGUGUCGCCGCCGGCUGAAGAUGUGGCGGCCUUGUCCGUCCUCGGGCCGUCGUAUAAAAGGUGCGCCAGCCGGGCAGAUGGCACAGUCACCUGUGAAGCUGCCCCAGCGCCCCACGUCACAUCGCCAUGAAGCUGCUGCUCGUCUUCGCCCUGGUCGCGGUGGCCGCCGCCGAGAAGCUGGAUAACCUCGAGAAGGAGCCCAUCGCCAUCCUGCGCAUGGACAGCACUAGCAAUGAGGACGGCUCGUUCCAGUACCAGUACGAGACGGCCAACAAGAUCCAGGCUGAUGUGCAGGGCCAGCUGAAGCAGAUCGGCGAGGAGUUCGGCACCGUCAUGCAGGGCUCGUACAGCUACGAGACCCCCGAGGGCCAGACCGUGACCAUCACCUGGACCGCCGACGAGAACGGCUACCGCGCCGAGGGUGACGCCAUCCCCAAGGCUCCCACUGCCUAAACACAUGUGACUACCACCGAACCUGUUGGACGAACGACCCCUCUGCCGAGAUGAGGCUCUGAUCAUACAUGUGCGCCGCGUGUGGCGGCUUCAUUACUGUCAUCUGUCGAAAAUACACAUCAAUCUCAGUA